Molecule: messenger RNA, 2540 nt
Organism: Anarrhichthys ocellatus (wolf-eel)
Lineage: Eukaryota; Metazoa; Chordata; Actinopteri; Perciformes; Anarhichadidae
Product: sorting nexin-19
Exons: 8
Coding region: 190-2424 (744 amino acids)
Cellular component (GO): intracellular membrane-bounded organelle
Molecular function (GO): phosphatidylinositol binding
Source: RefSeq, a predicted model, not a curated record
CUGAAAAUUAUCCGGCUAACUCAGUUAGCCACGUACGAGGAACGGGGCCCUGUUCUUUUUUCUUUUUCCUCAUUUUAACUGACGUCAUCAUACCGGAAGUAAACAAACCAGCCGAGGCUCAAGACGCUCACGAGACCUACCAUCCCGUGCCAUGACAGCUCGCGCAGGUGUGACGUCGCUGUGGCACGCAUGAACUCCACAUCUCCUCCCGAGGGUGUGAAGCCGGACGGUCGCCUCCGCAGCACGAUGGCCGAGGUGCUGGGACAGAAGAGCUUGUUGGGCUUCAGCGUGCUGUUGGCCUGGCUGGUGCUGUUCCACCUGCUGGUCAACAUCUGGCUGCUGUGCGUGUUCACCAGCCUGCUGGUGGUGCUCGGCGGCUGGCUCGGCUCGCAGGCCGUCCUGGAGUCCAACAGCGUGGUUCACCUGGAGAGGUUUAUCAUCCUGGAGCAGGUUCCGCCGUCUGUGGAGGAUGAGCAUCACUUGGACCAGGAGAUCCACAACACAGUGAGGAAAAUCAUCAGGGACUUCGUCACCUCGUGGUUCGCCACCGUGUCCUCAGAGAGUGGGUUUGAGACGGAGGUGCAAGAGGCCAUGGUCUCUAUGGCCAUGGAGCUGAAGAGCCGCGCGAGACAGCUCGACAGGAAGGAGCUCACCCAGAGGAUCCUGGAUCUGUUCGGCUGCCACCUGCAGGACUACAUCAGAGCCAAGGAGCUGGUGUCUGAGCAGCCGGAGCCCCCGGCGGGGAAGUGGAGCGGCGAGAGUGAUCGGCUGUGGCGGGCGUACUCCACGGUGACCGCGCCUCACCUCGCCAUGACCGGCGAUGCGGUGCAGCUCAACUACACCCGAGCGGUGGUGGAUUUGCUGCUGCACGUGUUGGUGCCGCCGCCUCACUUGGAGAGCCGCACGGGACGGUUCGUGGUCGGGGAGCUCAUCACCUGCAACGUCCUGCUGCCGCUCUUCGCCAAGCUGUCCGACCCCGACUGGCUGAACUUUCUCGUGAUCACGAUAUUCGGCAAGUCGCGCAAACCACAGGAGCCGUUCUCGACGGAGCAGUUGGCUUUGUCUCCGUCGCUGCUGCCACCAUCACCACCAUCACCUGCUGACUCAGAGCUCGCUCCACUUCAAGAGACGCCUCAAAGGGAAGGUGAAGCUCCUCCGCUGAGAGAAAUGCUCAGUGACGCGGAAACACCCGAGCUCGUCGCCUACGACGUGAUCGACUCCGAGUACGCGGAAUGUCCGCAGAGCAACGCCGAGGAAGAAGAGCCAGCUCUGCCCUUCCCAACGCAUUACAUGAGGGGCAGCAAGUCCAACCCUUUUUACCAGGAAAACGACUCUGACCUGGAUUCUCCUUUGGGUGACUAUAAGCGAGACUCCAUCGAUUCCCUGGUCAUGAUCGGCCAAGAGGACGGCCUGUACGACGGACAGAAGGAGCGUCCCGCGUCUGUGGAGGACAACAAUGGCGUGGACCUGGAGGACGUGUUCCCCAGUCUGGUGGACGGCUCCUGUCCCAGAGUCCUGGUGACUUCAGAGCCAGCGGAGCAUCCCAACAACGGCUGCGACCUCUCUUCGGUGAGGACGUCGGGGGGCCUCCAGGACCCGGAGAGGGAGGGUUCCCCCUCAGUGAACCCGGCCAGGGAGCUCCUUCUGGGGACGGAACAGAACGAGCCGACCGUGGUCGGCCCGUCGCAGGGCUCCUCCCCUCAGGCCACAUUCAGCUUCGAGCCCCUCAUCAGCCCCGAUGGGCCGGUCAUCAUCCAGAACCUCCGCAUCUCCGGCACCAUCACGGCUAAGGAGCACCGCGGCACCGGCUCACACCCGUACACCCUCUACACCAUCAAAUACGAGACAGCGAUGGGCUGUGAGACUCCGGGGAGCUCCCAGACGGGCUCUGAGGAUGCUGAGGUCGCCCCGUCAGGGUGUGGGAAUCCAUCGCCCGUCCAGCAGGUAGCCUACCACAUGGUCAACAGACGAUACAGCGAGUUCCUCAACCUGCAGACCCGAGUGGAGGAGAAAACAGAACUACGGAGACUCAUCAAAGGUGUGAAAGGACCAAAGAAGAUAUUUCCAGAGAUGCCGUUUGGAAACAUGGACAGUGACAAGAUAGAAGCCAGGAAAGGACUUCUGGAAACCUUCCUGAAGCAACUCUGUGCCAUCCCUGAAAUAGCCAACAGUGAAGAGAUGCAGGAGUUUCUGGCUCUCAACACCGACGCCAGGAUCGCAUUUGUCAAGAAACCUUUCAUUGUGUCGCGCAUAGACAAGAUCGUGGUGAACGCCAUCGUGGACACCCUGAAGACAGCGUUUCCUCGCUCAGAACCUCAGAGCCCGACUGAGGACAAUGAGACGGAGAUGGACGGAGGAAAAAUGAGUUGUGACAAGAAGAGCAAGUAUGACUCCAGAAAUCCAGACCAACUUUUAUCCUCAUAAUAUCCCGAAAACACAAACCCAAACAAUUGUGGCCGUGUUUUUUUUACCAGGUGGCAACUUGUAGUUCUUAAGAGUGAAGCCGAUGCUUCAUGUGUUAAAGCUGCAUUCUCUCUAGU